Messenger RNA from Paramormyrops kingsleyae, 2331 nucleotides. RefSeq names its product transmembrane protein 110, like (gene tmem110l). The record is from RefSeq and is a predicted model, not a curated record. NCBI's taxonomy places the organism in Eukaryota, Metazoa, Chordata, Actinopteri, Osteoglossiformes, Mormyridae. Gene Ontology annotation, cellular component: membrane.
CAUCUGAGCCCGUCCAGCUCCUCUCACGUGUGUUGAGAGAAGGAUAACAAAGGAGGGGGGAGCCGCCCCUUGGAUGCACGUGAGAAAACCAGCAGCAGCAGGAGGUGACGUCAGGCUCCAGUUUUCCAGCAUGUUUGUUAAAAACACGGGGAUUUGGGGCAUCUAGAAGAGUUUUUUCCCCCAUCUUCCAGUCGAUUCCCCAGUGAAUUGAUUUAUUUUGCUUACUUAUUAAUUUAACGGAACUUUAGCAAGAACGGGAGAAGAACUUCGGGUCUUUUGGGUUCUAUUAGGGUUCUCUCACUGGGAAUCCGGGCUGGAUGCAUCGCGGAACACUCGAGGAAGUCCACUUCUUUUGUUUGCUUGGACUGUCGUUUGCUGAUGUAUCAGUGUUUCCUGACAAUCCACACACAACCGACGGCUACAAGAGCAUAUUCCCGGCCGAAUGAGCGCGUUUGCUGGGAGGAUGGUGGUGUCGGCGAACACGACCGAUGUUACACGUGGCCAUGGGUGCGAUAACGGGGCGCUAAUGGACAAUUUCGGGGUCUUGAUCCAGGCGCUGCUGGCGGUUGUGGCUUUCAGUACUUUGAUGUUAAAACGGUUCCGCGAACCAGCUGGAAUAAGACGACCAUGGAGAAUCUGGUUUUACGACACCUCGAAGCAGGCGAUCGGCGCACUCUUCAUUCACUUUGCCAACGUCUUCCUCUCAACACUCACCAUAGAAGACCCCUGCUCUUUGUAUCUGAUGAAUUUCCUUCUGGAUGCGACAUUGGGCAUGCUCGUAAUCUGGGCGGGGGUGAAGGCAGUCUCCAAGGCCGUCGAGUACAAGAAAGUCACCCUGCUCACCUUUGGAGAAUAUGGGGAGCCUCCGCAGGUGGCGGCCUGGGUGGGCCAGUGUGCCAUAUACCUGCUCAUCGUGGUGCUGGAGAAGUGCGUGGUGACCCUGGUGCUGCUCAUUCCUGGGUGGACUAGGGUGCAGGAGGUGCUGCUGGACUACAUCCCCAACGCUCAGCUGGAGGUGGUGCUCGUCAUGCUCAUCGUGCCCUUUUUGGUCAACGCCGUCAUGUUCUGGGUGGUGGACAGCCUAAUGAUGAGGAAAUACAAGACGCUGGUGACAAUGGAGGAAAAGGGCGACGUCGUGAAGCAGGGGGAGGCGUCGUCGUGGGCGACUGGAGAGGAGGCGCAGGUACUCCUGGAACCCGACACUGACCCUGAGGUCCUGGAGGGGGAGCAAGGAUGGUCAGGGUCAGAGUCACCCCUCCCGUGUUCGGGGGCCGCUAAGUGUGUGUGACUGCUGAUGGUCUGGCCACUUCUGUCUCCAGUUCCCUGCUGAAUGAGAGGCGUUCUGAAGUUUGCGUGGAUCCCGACUCAGCCAGACGUCGAGCACUUUACUAGGAGGGGCCAGAGCAGUGAUCACUCUUUUUACACGCCUUUUACACUCGGUCACUCCUAUCCUUUAUUCAUGGUUACACACCCUGUUGGCGGAGCUUUUUCUGGGACCCGUAGGCACUUGAUUCUGAGUGAUUUGUUGGCUGGCCCCUUGUGAUGGUUUAUUCCUGCUAAUCAGUGUAUAUGGAUGAUAGGCCGCCUUCUCAGGGUUAGACAAUGACUCAUGGGAGAGGGGUGUCUCAUAUCUGGAGCAGAUGGAACUCGUCCUUCCUUUGUGCUGAUUGGUUACCCCAAAAUGACCCCAAAGACCCACAGGGCUUAAUUUAAUGGCAUUAAGAGGAGUUUAUGAGCUGCCUGAGACAAGAUGAGGAGCAGUGUCAUUUUCCACCCUGAUUGAUAACGUAGAUGAAUUCGGGAGGUGGGGGAGGGGUUCCCAUUUUCUUUCUUUUUCUCCCCAAGCCGUCUUGGAACCAAGCACCAGCACCGUCUGAUGACGGAGAUGUUCUCCACCUGUCUGAUGCUAUCCUUCUGUUCAUGUGAACCACACUACUGCCUAAUAUACACUUUGUUUCUGUACGACUGGCUACUCUCCUUCUGUAAUGCAAAGUGCAGUUGGUCUCUUGUGGGGGGGGGUGUGAUCUGAUCGACACUCACAGCUGGAGGCUGGAUGUUUGUUCCCUUGUAAUGUUUGCUUGCAUUCCUCAGUACAUUCAUGGGGAAAAUAUCAAUAUGUGUGUGUAUUAUUCACACAAGUGCACUGAUGCAUGUAUUUCUUAGUCCAAAUGUGUUUGCCUCGUACAGCUAAUGCUUUGAGGUAUUACUAUGUGGCAGUUGGGGUUUGAGCCGGUGCUCCUCAGCUCUGUAUUGGUUAGGUUACGCCGGUUCUGCAUUGUUCUGUGUAUUUUACCAGUGUUCUUUCUUUAAUAAAGCAGCUCCUGAUUAAUA